Molecule: messenger RNA, 537 nt
Organism: Lycium barbarum (goji berry)
Lineage: Eukaryota; Viridiplantae; Streptophyta; Magnoliopsida; Solanales; Solanaceae
Exons: 2
Coding region: 1-537 (178 amino acids)
Source: RefSeq, a predicted model, not a curated record
AUGGAAAAAGGAGUUCUAGUCUGUUUAGCCCGAAAGAAAACAUCACAAGCACUACCAUCUGUCUUUUCUGAAGGUUUCAAUGUACGGAAGGAUAAGCAAUAUUAUUUUCAAGGUAGCGAAGUGGUUCGAGAAAAACGUUUCGUGUGCUAUAGGCAUAGGGAAAAAGAUGAAAGGCUAAGAAAAUCCAAUAAGGUGUCAUGCAGUCAUAUUGACACGCUAUCAAAAUGUCCUGCAAUGAUAAUCUUUAAGCAUCAAAUUCCUAAUAGUCCUUUCACAGUGGAUAGAUUUAUUAAAGAGCAUAACAAUGAGAUGGCUUCACCAAAAAAUAGACAUUUGUUAAAAUCAACUCAUUCUAUAACUAAAGCCAAAAAGCUAGUUAUUGAAAAUAUGGUUAAUGCUAGUAUAAAGCCAACUGCAACCUAUUCUUACUUGGCAGAAGAAGCUGGAGGGGCUGAUGUUUUAGGCAAUUCAAAGAAAGAUUGUUUUAAUUUUAUAAACCAGUUGAUGAAAUCUAAGGUGGAAGCUGGGGAUGCUUAA